UUUGACAUUUAAAAAUAGAAACUUGUGUUCGGCUUUUAAAAAUAUUAAAAGAAAAUAAUAAAAGCCAUUUAUUGAAAACAUUUUACACUAUUUUUUUUAUUUAAAAUUAACAUUCCAACGUUUUACACAUGAAACUCGAAAUGGAUGAUAUGGACGAUAGUACAAUUUGUGACUCGGUAUCGUCACUUGUGGAAGGAUGCAGACUUCCAGUUCAUAUGACUGGAACGAAUGAUUGGCCUUUGGCUGAAAUCAUCAGUAUUAAGGAUGCUCCUGGAUCCAAAUGUUAUUAUGUACAUUAUGUUGAUUUUAAUAAACGUUUAGAUGAAUGGGUUACGGAAGAAUCUCUUGAUACAAGAAAAGUUCAUUUUCCUAGAAAAGAUGCAGGAGGCGGAAGUAACACAGGAGUAUCUACACCUAAAAAAGUACAAAUUGGAGCAGGGGGUGGUGGGGUCGUUGGUGGAGGGGGCAGCGUGGGCGGUAGCAUUGGCGGAGGUGGCGGUGGGGGCGGAAGUGGUGCGAUUUCCAGACCCUGUUCCCCCGUCAACAACGUAGAAUUACUUAACGGCAACGCUGUACUAGCGGCUGCUUUACAAAAACGUAUCAACAGAAAAAGGAAAGGUCCUUCGUUAGAAAAUGAAGAUUCCCAAGAUGCUCCUCAGGCUGUUGUAGCAGGACCUAGACAAUCAGGAAGUAUGGUUUCCCACCACGAUGAUAUUGUCACUCGGAUGAAAAAUAUAGAGUUAAUAGAAUUAGGAAGACAUAGGAUAAAACCUUGGUAUUUUGCUCCAUAUCCACAAGAAAUGGUGAACAUAGAAUGUAUUUAUAUAUGUGAAUUCUGUUUAAAAUAUAGGAAAAGCCGAAAAUGUCUCGAACGACAUCUAGCCAAAUGUAACUUGCGACAUCCGCCCGGAAACGAAAUAUACAGGAAAGACAAUAUAUCAUUUUUCGAAAUAGACGGAAGGAAAAACAAAGUCUACGCCCAAAAUUUAUGUUUAUUAGCGAAAUUAUUUUUAGACCAUAAAACGCUGUACUACGACACAGAUCCGUUUUUAUUUUACGUAAUGACAGUUUUUGAUAACCGUGGUUUUCACAUAGUAGGAUAUUUCUCGAAAGAGAAGGAAUCUACGGAGGACUAUAAUGUAGCCUGUAUUCUUACUAUGCCGCCUUAUCAAAGGAAAGGUUAUGGAAAACUUCUUAUUGAAUUUAGUUACGAAUUAUCUAAAUUUGAGGGUAAAACCGGUUCUCCGGAGAAGCCCCUGUCAGAUUUGGGACUGUUAUCUUAUCGUAGUUAUUGGGCACAAACAAUAUUGGAAAUUUUACUUUCCAUGAAGCCAGUAGGAGAAAAUGAAAAACCUCAAAUUACAAUAAAUGAAAUUUGUGAGCUGACUAGUAUAAAGAAAGAGGAUGUGAUAUCCACGUUACAAAAUUUAAAUCUCAUCAACUACUAUAAAGGACAGUACAUAAUUACCUUAGGAAAAGAAACUAUACAAAGCCAACAGAAAGCCAUGGAGAGUAGGAAAAUUAGAAUAGACCCAAAAUGUUUACAUUGGACGCCGAAAGACUGGGGUAAAAGGGCGAAAUGGUAAUGAUGGUUUGAUUAAAUAAUUUAUUCUAA
Diabrotica virgifera virgifera (western corn rootworm) is the source of this 1615-nucleotide messenger RNA. It is a transcript of the gene Tip60, whose product is annotated as histone acetyltransferase Tip60. Gene Ontology annotation, biological process: regulation of DNA-templated transcription. Lineage: Eukaryota; Metazoa; Arthropoda; Insecta; Coleoptera; Chrysomelidae. The record is from RefSeq and is a predicted model, not a curated record. The coding region runs from base 129 to 1586 and encodes 485 amino acids. Gene Ontology annotation, molecular function: histone acetyltransferase activity. The transcript has 8 exons.